UGUCUUUUCAAGUUCUCAUUCAGAAAAAAAUUUAACACUUUAUGGUUUCAUUAUAAUAAUACUGAAGUUUUUAUAGAGAGGAUUUCCACUUUACUUAUUAGAAGAGUCAGGAUAUUAAAACAUUUCACACGGAUAUUUGAGAAAUCAGUGGGCUAAUAGAUGUUAAAUGCCUAACAAAGUGACUGCACUUAGUAGGUUCUUUUCAACCAGGGAUAUAAAUGUAACGUAAGUUGUAAUUAAUCAUGCUUACAGGGAAUGAGAGUCACUGGUGCAGAGAAAAAUUAGUAUAUGCCAUAAGUUCUGCCCUGAUCAGUUAUUAAAUAUAUUGAAAAGUGAUGAGCAAUUUGGAGAGUAAUAUGCAGUGUGGAAAGUUCACCAAAAUGAAGCUUUAUUCUUACAUUGGUUAUCUGGAAGCAAUCAAAUAGAUUGGGAGAGAUUGGCGAAUGAUAGCAAAAUAAUCUUUUUUCUUUGAAAUGGUUCUCAUUUUUUCAGGCCUUUUUUUCUUGCAUUAAUUCAUUCUGAAUUGUUCUUUUGUGUGUAGAUUUUCUUAAAAUUACAUUAUCUGAAUGAAAGAGGGCAGUCUUAGGAGGCAGCUCUAAUUUGUUUAGAACUUUGUGGCAAAGUUGAAGGCACCCUCAAAGUCUGCCUCUCUGCACCUGACAUUCCUUCCCGAGGCUGCAGGACCCCUCCCUGUGAAUAAGAGGAAAGGCUUGGCCAAUUACUGGAGACAAAGCCGGACAGCUGCCGAGCCCUCCUGGGAGGAGUUUCCUUCUCUGAACAGAGUUAGUAUAGUCAGGGGUUUGUUUGCAACCUCCUCCAGCAGAUUAUCUGACGUGCAGGUUGAGAUGACGUGUUGGGGGCGGAGUGUUGCUCUUUGCUGGGUACCCCCUUCGCUGGGAGGGCUUUAGGAUGGGAAGAAUAGUUUCUGUUGCCAGUUUUCUAUUUGGCAGAUGCUUUCUAACCCGGUGCGCCACUCCUCUCACACCGACUGGAACAUCAGGGCGGCCGCCUCCCCCCACCCCCACCUGGAGUCUCAGGUGGCACUGUGGCUACAUCCUCGGCGGCAUCCUUUGCUAAUUACUUGGUGGAAAGGGAAGGGGUGGUCCUUCUGUCUGGACCCCUCAUGGCUGACUCACAGGAAGUGCUUGCAGAGCUUGGCACUGGGUGAAGCAGCUCCAGGAUUCUGCCCCUCCCAGCCUCGGCCAGCCCGCCCCUCUCCGACGACGUAGGCUUUGCGGUAUCUCUCCAUGGAACAAUGAAGUGGUUCCAAGUUUUCUAAGUCUCCCGGCGAAAUUCUUUGGACUUCAGUGACAGUCUUCAAAAUGUUUUGCUACCGACUUUUUCAAAAGGCUGUUUUUUAAAAAAACCCUUCGUGGAUUGCUUUGUCUGAAGAUUACUCAAGGUGACCAUGGUUCAGCGCUUUAGCCUCAGGAGGCAGCUAUCCAAGAUUGAGCGGUUGGAAGUAAGUAACCUCGCCCAGACUUCCAGUGCAGUGGCCUCCAGCACCGAUGGCAGCAUCCACACAGACUCUGUGGAUGGAACACCAGACCCUCAGCGCACAAAGGCUGCUAUUGCCCAUCUGCAGCAAAAGAUCUUGAAACUCACAGAACAGAUCAAGAUUGCACAAACAGCUCGUGACGACAACGUUGCUGAAUAUUUGAAGCUUGCCAACAGUGCAGACAAGCAACAGGCUGCCCGUAUCAAGCAGGUCUUUGAGAAGAAGAACCAGAAAUCUGCCCAAACCAUCCAACAACUACAAAAGAAGCUUGAGCACUACCACAGGAAGCUCCGAGAAGUGGAGCAGAAUGGGAUACCCCGGCAGCCAAAGGAUGUCUUCAGGGACAUGCACCAGGGUCUGAAGGAUGUGGGAGCAAAGGUGACUGGCUUCAGUGAAGGUGUGGUGGACAGUGUCAAAGGUGGACUUUCCAGCUUCUCCCAGGCAACUCAUUCAGCAGCAGGGGCUGUGGUUUCAAAGCCUAGAGAGAUCGCCUCACUAAUUCGGAAUAAAUUUGGCAGUGCAGACAACAUCCCUAAUCUGAAGGACUCUUUAGAGGAAGGGCAAGUGGAUGAUGGGGGAAAAACUUUGGGGGUGAUUUCAAACUUUCAGUCAAGCCCAAAAUAUGGUAGUGAAGAAGAUUGUUCUAGUGCCACUUCAGGCUCAGUGGGAGCCAACAGCACUACUGGAGGCAUUGCUGUAGGAGCAUCUAGCUCCAAAACAAACACUCUAGACAUGCAGAGCUCAGGAUUUGAUGCACUAUUACAUGAGAUCCAGGAGAUCCGGGAAACCCAGGCCAGACUAGAAGAAUCCUUUGAGACCCUCAAGGAACAUUAUCAGAGGGACUAUUCAUUAAUAAUGCAGGCCUUACAGGAAGAGCGAUAUAGAUGUGAACGGUUAGAAGAACAACUAAAUGACCUAACAGAACUCCAUCAGAAUGAAAUCUUGAACUUGAAGCAGGAAUUGGCCAGCAUGGAAGAGAAAAUUGCAUAUCAAUCCUAUGAACGGGCCCGGGACAUCCAGGAGGCUCUGGAGGCGUGCCAGACCCGCAUCUCCAAGAUGGAGCUGCAGCAGCAGCAGCAGCAGGUGGUACAGCUGGAAGGGCUGGAGAAUGCCACUGCCCGGAACCUUCUGGGCAAACUCAUCAACAUCCUCCUGGCAGUCAUGGCAGUCCUUCUGGUCUUUGUCUCCACGGUGGCCAACUGCGUGGUUCCACUCAUGAAGACUCGCAACAGGACGUUCAGCACUUUAUUCCUUGUGGUUUUCAUGGCCUUUCUCUGGAAGCACUGGGACGCCCUCUUCAGCUACGUGGAACGGUUCUUCUCCUCCCCCAGAUGAUGCUGGCGCAGAAGGCAGUGCUCCCUCCCCUCUGGCGAGUGCAUGCAGCGGAGCAUUAGGCAGCAACUUACCUACUCUGAAGUUUUCUACAACAAAAAAGAGUUGAGUGAAUCUGUUUACAUUUAGAAUAAUGUUUUUUUUCUUCAAGAGACGCAAUUGCAAUAGUAUUUUUUAGAUUUUAUCCAAGAAGUUUUUUGGGCAAAAAUCUUGGAUCAUUUUUAUGUAGCAUGAUUUCCUUGGGAUGCAAAUCUUAAAUAGUCCUUUAACAUGAACCACCAAUCUGGAGCACACCGAAGGACAUUCUAAAUUGUGGCUUGAAGGACUGCACUAAAACCCACUAAAAAGAUGCGAAGACCUGAUUAGGGAAACCCGUUCAACCUAGCACCCUGCCUUGUCUGGGCCCACCACCUCUCCCUCCAGACUGACUUUACUGUGAAAUCCUGCCACAUUCCAUGUCUGAAUCUUUGGAUUCAGGGUGGAUUUCCCUUGUCCAUGGAAGAAAACAUGGAUCUCCCUGGCUUUCUCACCCGCGCUGGCCAUUCAUGCUAACCGUUGGAAGUACCAUCACUUUCGUAGCUGGUCCCUCAGCCUUGGCUGGGACACAGAAGUGAGAGCAUCAUGCCCCAAAGGAUCACUGCACAGGUCUGCGACAGUAUUUGGAAGUAGCCCUCUGAAUACUUCAUUAAGCGAAAUCCCUUGGCCGCACUUUGAAGAUUUUUUUAAAUGAGUUUAGUCACCAACUUAAAAAACAAAAAUCCGAUCAGCAUACUUGAAGAAUGUAAUACUCAGACUCUCAGUGCUUCCUUACGGUUUCUAAUAGGAUUUUUUAUUAUUGUUAUUAUCAUUAUCGGGUUUUUUUGGAAAGGGUUGGGAGGGUCUUUUAUUUUUCCUUUGAAAUAAAGAAGUGAUGUUUUUAAAUGAA
This is a messenger RNA of Talpa occidentalis (Iberian mole), 3755 nucleotides long. It is a transcript of the gene TMCC1, whose product is annotated as transmembrane and coiled-coil domain family 1. The record is from RefSeq and is a predicted model, not a curated record. Bases 1409 to 2833 code for a protein of 474 amino acids. The transcript has 4 exons. Gene Ontology annotation, cellular component: endomembrane system. NCBI's taxonomy places the organism in Eukaryota, Metazoa, Chordata, Mammalia, Eulipotyphla, Talpidae. Gene Ontology annotation, biological process: endosomal transport; endosome fission; membrane fission.